GUCAAGUCGACCAUGUCCGCUCCCACCGAGGUAACCGUCGAGUCACCCGCAGACUUUCACGUCCAUCUGCGUGAAGGAGAGCUAUCUGAGGUAGUUACUCCGCAAGUUCGCACAGGUGGAUUUGAUCUGGCUUAUGUUAUGCCUAAUCUCAGGCCUCCGAUCACGAAGACGGAACAGGCUGUUGCAUACAGAGAACGGCUAAAGGCUAUCGAUAGCAGUGUCGACUACCUAAUGUCACUCUAUCUAUCACCGGAUCUGACUCCGGAGGAGGUAAGGAAGGCGAAGGAAGCUGGGAUCGCUGGCGUCAAAUCCUAUCCCAGAGGCGUGACUACCAAUUCUGAUGGUGGUAUCGAAUCGUACGAAAUCUACUAUCCCGUGUUCGAGGAGAUGCAGAAGUGCGAUCUGGUCUUGAACCUUCAUGGAGAAGUGCCAUCAGAUGCUGCUUCAAAUACCUGCGUGCUUAAUGCCGAAAACGCAUUCCUUCCACACCUGAAAAAGCUCCACGACACGUUUCCAAAGCUGCGAAUUGUACUCGAGCAUGCUACGACUCGGGCUGCGGUCGACAUGGUUAAAUCGCUUGGUGACACAGUAGCCUGCACUAUCACUGCGCACCACCUGGCCAUGACGGUCGAUGACUGGGCUGGGCAGUCAUGGAACUAUUGCAAACCUGUGGCAAAGUACCCCAGUGACCGCCAAGCUUUGCAAGAGGUUGUUCGUCAAGGUCAUCCCAAGUUCUUUCUGGGUUCAGACUCAGCGCCACACCCUGCAAGCACCAAGUCCGUAGCGACGCCCUCUCAGCCAUGCGCCGCGGGAGUGUAUACGUCUCCGAUCUUGUUGCCAUUUGUUGCUCAUACACUGGAGUCGUUCGGCGCCCUCGAUAGACUACAAGGUUUUGUUAGUGAUUACGGGCGAGCCUUCUACAGACGGCCGGCAGGUGCGAAUGCCCGCAGGAUCGUUCUCAGAAGGGUACAGGGAAUUAGGGUAGAGGACACAUGGCCAUUAGGCGGUGACCGGGUGGUCCCCUUCUGGACUGGAAAGGAGAUUGGGUGGGAGAUCGGUGAUGUGUGUCACUGUUGAAACGCUGAUGUGAUGGUGGUGACGACCAUCCUUGAUGGGGCAGUGAAGAGAGAGAACGCCGACAGGGGGAGCCGUCUCUGUUGUACUAGCUUGGUGGCAGUUCUGUAAUACCACCAUUUACUCAACAAUGCAGUGUCUUCGCUGCCAGUGGAAGCGA
Messenger RNA from Pisolithus orientalis, 1234 nucleotides. RefSeq names its product Dihydroorotase. Gene Ontology annotation, cellular component: cytoplasm. Gene Ontology annotation, molecular function: dihydroorotase activity. The coding region runs from base 13 to 1077 and encodes 354 amino acids. Gene Ontology annotation, biological process: 'de novo' pyrimidine nucleobase biosynthetic process; pyrimidine nucleotide biosynthetic process. NCBI's taxonomy places the organism in Eukaryota, Fungi, Basidiomycota, Agaricomycetes, Boletales, Pisolithaceae. The transcript is spliced from 4 exons. The record is from RefSeq and is a predicted model, not a curated record.